Molecule: messenger RNA, 863 nt
Organism: Hibiscus syriacus
Lineage: Eukaryota; Viridiplantae; Streptophyta; Magnoliopsida; Malvales; Malvaceae
Product: ethylene-responsive transcription factor ERF017-like
Exons: 1
Coding region: 33-710 (225 amino acids)
Biological process (GO): regulation of DNA-templated transcription
Molecular function (GO): DNA-binding transcription factor activity; DNA binding
Source: RefSeq, a predicted model, not a curated record
UUUGCAAGUUAAAAUUUCAAGCUUUUCAAUUGAUGGUGAAGCCGACAAUCUGCAAACAAUCAUCUUCAGCAUCGCCGACGGAGUAUGUCGACAUAAACGGUAGUAAUGGUAGUAACACUUCAAAGUAUAAGGGUGUCCGGAAGAGGAAAUGGGGGAGAUGGGUGUCCGAAAUCAGGCUUCCCAACAGCCGCGAACGUAUUUGGUUAGGUUCUUAUGACUCGGCGGAGAAAGCGGCAAGGGCGUUCGACGCUGCGCUUUAUUGUUUACGUGGCCGCGAUGCUAAGUUCAAUUUCCCGGAAAACCCACCUGAUAUCGCCGGCGGGAGGUCGCUUAGUCCACCAGAGAUUCAGGUGGCGGCGGCUAGGUUCGCCAGGGAGGUGGAAACCGGCGGUGACGAUAACCAUAAUAAUAACAACAGGAUAGGGACAGAACAAUAUACGUCAUCUUCAUCGGUGUCGGUGUCGGAUGUGACAGCUGUGACAGCACAAGUGGCGGAGAGUGGUCAUCAUGACUAUAUGGAUUGGUCGUUUUUGAGCAUGUUGGAUAAUACCAAUUGUCAUGGGAUGUCCGAUUAUAGCUUUUAUUUGCCUAGCGUCGAUCAACUCUACACUCCUACGCCGCCGCAAAUGUUACCUCCUCCGCCGGUUGACGACGACUUCGACGAUGGAAACGCCGGCGACGCUUUUUCACCGUCAUCGUUUCUGGGAUAAUCUAUGAUUUUGGCGAUUUUUAGCUGCUAAAGUCACCGGUUUUCCCCAGAUAUACAGUAAGAUUCUGAUAUUCCAUUGACAUGGCUCAAGAUUUUUUUGCACUGUAUUCAUGGUUCCUGGAUUAAUUGCCUGUUGUAUACUCACAAAUAUACC